Messenger RNA from Elaeis guineensis (African oil palm), 2953 nucleotides. RefSeq lists its product as uncharacterized. NCBI's taxonomy places the organism in Eukaryota, Viridiplantae, Streptophyta, Magnoliopsida, Arecales, Arecaceae. The record is from RefSeq and is a predicted model, not a curated record.
CGGAUGCUUAUGAAGGAUAUAGUUCUCAUAAAUUGAUAAUUUUUUUAUAUGCUGAUAUAUUAAAUAUAUAUACUACCAUUAAUUUUUUCUUCUCUCUCUUUCUCUCGGCCGGAGAUAACGAGUCCUAGAAGGGAAGACAUCCGCGGCCGCCGUUCUCUGUCUCUCCUCGAUUGCUUGCAGGGUCCAUUAAGUCGAUAUACUGAAAGCUGGAUGGAUAAGAAUGAAGACUCUGGCAGCCCUGGAUGGGGUUCUUCAUUUUUCAAGCAAACAACUGAAGAUGUUGCAAAAGCAUUUUUCGCUGCUGCUUCAGCUGCAACUGUUCAAUCACCACGCCCAUCUGUAGUUUUCUCAUCCAGGGAUAACAGUAAUGGCCGACUUCAAAAACUGCAACAUCAGCUUACGAAAGUGUUUAAAGGUUUCUCUCCUCCACCUGAAGUCAAGGGAGCUUACAACCCAGAAGUUCUUACCAGCCAAAAGCGUCAAUGGGCAAGAUUCCAGCUGCAAUCACUGGAGCAGAGACCUAUGAAAGAACCAUCUAGGGUUUUUGAGAGCAUGGUAGUUGUUGGACUCCAUCCUGAUGUUGAUGUCCAAGCGCUACAAAAGCUGCUAGAUGAGAAGAACAAUGAAUUUUCAAAGAAACAAAGAAGCUUGCUGAAUUGCAAUCACCAGAUUCAUGCUGAACCGAAUCUUGAACCACAGGUGCUAUUUGUAUAUCCUCCAGAAAAACAGCUACCACUGAAAUAUAAGGAUCUCCUUUCUUUCUGCUUUCCUGGAGGUGUGGAGGUUCAUGCGGUAGAAAGAACUCCCUCACUAAGUGAGCUGAAUGAAAUACUGCUUGGGCAGGAACAGCUGAAGCAAAGCAACCAAUCUUUUGUAUUUCGUUUACAGGUGGCUGAUGAUUCAACCUUAUAUGGAUGCUGUAUAUUAGUUGAAGAAGUUGUACGGAAACCUUCAACUUUAGUUUCCAUGUUUACAGGAGAGCAAAGCUUCUCUUCAUCUUUAAGCCGUCACAUAAUAACUACAUCUCGGUGCUAUUGCAUUUUAUCAAGGCUACCAUUCUUUGAGCUGCAUUUCGGUUUACUGAGAAGCAUCUUCAUUGAAGAAAGGUUUGAGCAGCUAACAAAAGGCAUUGACAUGCUAAAUUUGUUGUCAUCGGAAGAAGUUUCUAUGAAAGACAGCACUUAUGAUAAAACCAGUAGUCCUGUUGAGGAACAUCACUGCACUGAGGAUACAACAAAUUUGAUGAGAUGUUCUUAUUCUAGUACAGAAUUUUCUACCCCUACGAAAAUAUCUGAUAAUGGGAAAGCUGUGGAUAACCAGCUUCAUGAAGUGAACUUGAAUUCUAAGGAAGUCAUUCAGGAUAACACUGCUUUUGAUGUCAAUCAAGAAACAACAGAUUUUGUAACUGAAGGAGAAUCUGGACUUGUCAUUCAAGAUAGCCAUGAUAACUCUGCUGAUGAGACCAUGAGGGGAAGGCAAUCUGAAAGGCGUAAUACAGAAGCUGUUCUGCCACUUUUGCGGUGCCGCCUAUAUGAAAGCUCUGAAUCAUCUGCCAGUUUCCAAGGUUCUCCUAGUGAAGACCGAAAUUUUAGGAGUGAUACAGAUGAAGUAGAGCUGGAAGAGCCAUCUUCCUCUGGUCAGGAAGAUUCUAGUGUUCACAGUGAUAUUCUAGAAUGGGCCAAGGCAAACGGUCAUGGAUCUUUACAGAUAAUUUGUGAAUAUUAUCAGUUACAUUGCCCUGCCAGGGGCUCAACAGUUGUCUUCCAGCCCUUGGAGCAUUUGUAUCCAUUGGAGUUUCACAGGCCUGGUGAAACAGUCCUUCAUAUAGCUGACUCCACCAUUGAUCUUAGAUCUUGCAAUACAAGCUUAGAAGUGGCUGAGGCACACAGUGCACUGCUAGCUGAGGAGGAGGCAAUUGCUUUGUCUGUAUGGACGGUUGCAUGCAUAUGUGGUUGUCUGAGGCUUGAAAAUAUAAUCGCAAUGUUUGCCGGGGCACUUUUGGAGAAACAAAUUGUUAUUGUCUGCUCUAAUUUGGGAAUCUUAUCUGCUGCAGUUUUAUCAGUUAUCCCACUAAUACGUCCCUAUCAGUGGCAGAGCCUACUAAUGCCAAUUUUGCCAAAUGACAUGUUGGACUUUUUGGAUGCGCCCGUUCCAUACAUUGUUGGCAUAAAGAAUAAGACCGCCGACAUACAACCAAAGUUAGCAAAUGUCAUUCUCAUUGAUGCUAACAAGAACCAGGUGAGAUCACCUUCAAUGCCACAACUGCCCCGACAAAAAGAGUUGCUUGCAUCUCUAAGUCCAUAUCAUGCAAAGCUUGUGGGUGAAAGCUUUCUAGCAAGAAAAAGACCAGUUUAUGAGUGCACAGAUACCCAGGUCGAAGCUGCUAAAGGUUUCUUAGCAGUUCUUAGAUCGUACCUAGAUUCUCUGUGCUCCAAUUUAAGAUCGCAUACAAUCACAAAUGUGCAAUCAAAUAAUGACAAGGUUUCAUUACUUUUGAAAGAGAGUUUUAUUGAUUCAUUUCCAAAUCGUGACAGGUCCUUUAUGAAGCUUUUUGUGGAUACCCAGCUUUUUUCUGUACAUACAGACCUUGUUCUCUCGUUCUACCAAAAGGACUAGAGCUGCUGUGGGAGAUCCUGGUAGCAAAGGUUCCAGAAAAUAGAGUUAUCAAAUCAAUCCAUGUAAUUUGUUUCUUUAUAUUUCGCCACCCAUUAAAUUCAUAUCCCAGCCAGCUUAAUAUCAAAUUUAGGUCUCUUUAUCUUUGUCAACUCUGUUGUAGAGUAACAGAUUGAUCAAAUGAUAUAGUUUAAAUUCUAUUUUAACAGUUGAAGCUACCCCUGAAAGAAAAUUUGUGAUUUUAGAUGGUUCAAAGUUAAAGCUACACACCGGAUGCGUCUCUUCAUUCUUUUCCGUGUAUGUACUACGACUGCAAAGAUGCUCCACUUUUUUGUACUAA